This is a messenger RNA of Sorex araneus (European shrew), 1203 nucleotides long. RefSeq names its product bone morphogenetic protein 15 (gene BMP15). The transcript is spliced from 2 exons. Lineage: Eukaryota; Metazoa; Chordata; Mammalia; Eulipotyphla; Soricidae. Gene Ontology annotation, cellular component: extracellular region. Gene Ontology annotation, molecular function: cytokine activity; growth factor activity. Bases 22 to 1203 code for a protein of 393 amino acids. Gene Ontology annotation, biological process: BMP signaling pathway; SMAD protein signal transduction. The record is from RefSeq and is a predicted model, not a curated record.
CUGAAUACCAAAUCUUUCAAGAUGUUUAUCCACAGCAUCCUUCGAAUACUUUUAUGGGGACUGCUGUUUUUUACGGAACACAGUGCCCAAAUGGCAAAGAUAGGACAGUCCUCUAUAGCCCUUAGGACUGAGGCUCCUACCUUGCCCCUGAUUUGGGAGCUGCUGGAAGAAGUUCCUGGCAAACAGCAGAGACAGCCACGGGUCCUAGGGCAUCCUUUGCGGUAUAUGCUGGAGUUGUACCAUCGUUCAGCAGACCCACAUGGACACCCUAGAGAGAACCGCACAAUCGGGGCCACUAUGGUAAGACUGGUUAGGCCUUCAGCCAACACUGCAAUGCCUCUCAGAGGUCCGUGGCAUAUACAGACCUUGAACUUUCCUCUGCGACAAAACCGGGUAGGAUAUCAAUUAGUCAGGGCCACUGUGGUUUAUCGCCAUCAACUUCAUCUAAGUCGUUUCCAUCUCUCCUGCCACGUGGAACCUUGGGUACAGAAAAGACAAACCAACCACUUUCAUUCUACACGAAGAGGUUCCUCAAAGCCUUCUAUGCUUUCCAAAUCAUGGGCAGAAAUGGACAUCACACAACACAUUCAGCAAAAGCUCUGGAAUCACAAGGGGCGCAGGAUUCUGCAACUCCGCUUCAUGUGUCAGCAACAAAAAGCAGGUCAAGUACUUGAGCUCAGGUGGCAUGGCACUUCAUCCUUGGACAUUGUCUUCUUGUUGUUCUACUUCAAUGAUACUCAUAAAAGUGUUUAUAAGGCCAAAGCUCUCCCUAGAGGCCUGGCGGAGUUUACUGGAAGGGAUCCUCCUUUUUUGCGGAGGGCCCGGCAAGCAGGUACUAUCAGGUCUGAGGUUCCGGGUCCCUCUCAGGAACACGAUGGACCUGAAAGUAGCCAAUGUUCCCUCCAUCCUUUCCAAGUCAGUUUCCACCAGCUGGGCUGGGAUCACUGGAUUAUUGCUCCCUAUCUCUACAGUCCAAACUACUGUAAGGGAACUUGUCCUCGGGUACUGCGCCAUGGUCUCAAUUCUCCCAAUCAUGCCAUCAUCCAGAACCUCAUAAAUGAACUGGUGGACCAAAGUGUACCUCAACCCUCCUGUGUCCCUUAUAAGUAUGUCCCUAUUAGUAUCCUUCUGAUUGAGGCAAAUGGAAGUAUCUUGUAUAAGGAGUAUGAGAAUAUGAUUGCCCAGUCCUGCACAUGCAGGUGA